Molecule: messenger RNA, 2025 nt
Organism: Ilyonectria robusta
Lineage: Eukaryota; Fungi; Ascomycota; Sordariomycetes; Hypocreales; Nectriaceae
Exons: 1
Coding region: 1-2025 (674 amino acids)
Source: RefSeq, a predicted model, not a curated record
AUGCCCCAUACUCGACAUGUCCUGCCGCAGACUACCACGAGCUAUAGAGGAGCUUGUCAGUCAAACAGCGGUGUGGCAGGUAACAUAUGUGCUGCAGGGCAAGAAACAAGUUCAAUUGACACAACAUGUCAACAACAAUCCAACCCCGACGACGAGACGGAGUAUGAAGUCUGCCAGCUCCCACAAAGUCCGACGCCGGCAUUGGAAUAUUCCAUUGAGAGUUUGUCAGAUGACGGCUUUUACGAUGUUUCACCAGGUCCAAGCCCAGCCGGAACAAAAACGAGCGCUUCAGCGGAGCGCAAAACAGACGCCGAAACCUGUCGGGAGCGCGUACCGCGCCUCUUCAACUACGGCCUCGACAAACCUGGCAAUAUCGUGUCGCCUUCCUCAGAAAUUGCAAAGAACGAAAUUCCAUCCGCCAACAAUAGUGACCAAGACUCGGAAUUAGACCGCCAUGGCGAUUCACGGGACAGCGAUGGAACUACGGAAGAGCACACUCUGGAUCAGUAUGAUCCAUUUCAAUUUCUGCCUGCAGAUCUGCGGCAGUUCACACACGACAAAUUCCUGACGUGGAUGGCAUCGGCAAGAUAUGCUGCACCACCAGAAGACAGACUGCUGCCUCGCAAGCGUAUCAAGACAGCGGAUCGGCCUCUCCGCUUGGCACUCGCCGAGGAGGAGAAGGAAACGAGGGAUUCUGAACUCGUUACUGUAUCCGCCAAAACGGGAUACUUUCACCUAGCCUGUCCCUUCUAUCUCUCUAGCCCCGACAAGUCCCGAGAUUGCCUACUGCCUCACGGCCUGCAUUCUGUCGAAGAUGCUAUAUCGCAUCUGCAAAAAGCACAACGCGGACUACCAUUUUAUGGACGAGGCCACCUUAGUUGUGUUCGUGCCCUAUUGCCAUGGAAAACAGUAAAGAGCCACGCAAUCCCGCCUAUGGCCAACAUCUGCUCCAGGGCCCAGUGCACACCCUCCCCUCAGACUGGCCAGAGAGAUCCAUUGCGCCGGAAAAAAGCGGGCGUGUCGAAGGAGAGUAGAAAGGGCAAUAGAAAGAGACGACGAGUUUCCACUGGGAACAACAAAGACAACAAUCCCGGCGACAGCGAUGACGAAGGAUCCAGCGACGAACGCGGCCAGUCCAACAACGACGCUGCCGAGGAAAACACUCGCUUUUGGGCUUGUCUCUACUACGCUUCCGACCAGCACAAUCACUUCCACUGUCUCGGCAAAUAUAAACUGAGGCGAUUCGCCGACAUCAUGCAGCACCUGGAGCGGUAUCAUCGCCUCCCUCGAUUUUACUGCCCAAAAUGCUGGCACAAGCAGAAAACCAAGACGGCGCAGGACGCCCAUAUCCGCGACUGCAGCUCCCCAAACCUCCCGCCACCCGAACAGCUCUACGACGAUAAAGUAGACCAGCUUAAGGACAUGCUCAAAAGCCGACGCGGUAGCGCCGACGAGGAUAAGUGGUUUUCUAUGUGGGACAUGAUCUUUCCCGGCCGUCCUCGACCCCAUUCCCCGUAUGUUGAGCAAGGCAUGGCCGAACCUGCAGGUGUGCUUCGUCGCAAUAAUGAGCCUGCGUUGCAUGCGGAAAUGCCCCGGCUGCUGGAAGAGCUCGGCGCCCAGCCGAGCCCCCAAGAUAUCGCGACAUUUGUCGCUGAGGUGGUCUCCAUUUCAUUCCAAGUUCCUUCCCGUGGGCCCCAACACGUAGGCAUGAGCCUUCUUGGGGAUCAAGCCUCCCUCACUCGCCCAUCCAGAGGCCUCCAGUCAGGACAUGCACCUCCCAACAUUCCCGCAGUCCCUUCAAAUCCAUCCCACUCUCAACCGUUGGCUGGGGAUCAAGUCCAUUGCGGCACCCAGCCAUUAUACGAGUGGUCUACCACGAGGUUUUUUGGUCUAGAUGAAUGGCCAAUGCAUAUUGGCCCGCCCACACCAUACCUCCCCCCAGCCAACCCUUUUUCGACGAAUCCCACUGACGAUUUCGGAAACAGCUUCAGUCUCUUCGGAUCCGAACACUCUCCGUGGCCUUAG